This is a messenger RNA of Suillus subalutaceus, 2163 nucleotides long. RefSeq lists its product as uncharacterized. Lineage: Eukaryota; Fungi; Basidiomycota; Agaricomycetes; Boletales; Suillaceae. The transcript has 5 exons. The record is from RefSeq and is a predicted model, not a curated record. The coding region runs from base 1 to 2163 and encodes 720 amino acids.
AUGAGCGGAACAGGAGGAUUUGCUUCACCCCAGCAGCAGCCCCAGCCAUAUUCGCCCCCGUCUGGCGGCCAGAUCGCGCCUGGAUCUAUCACUUACACGACAUCCACAAGUACGGAUGGUACAGUUACAUAUCAUCCUUUCAGCUAUCAGACAGCCCAAGGUGUUGUGCAUGGUAUCCAAUGGGUACCUGCCGAAGCCACACAGAUCUUGCCAACAGGUGCUCAACCUGCCAAUGCAGAAUUCGCUGCAUCCUUUAAUCGCGGCCAGCUCAGCAGGGGAGAAGAGAGGGAGCUUGAAAAGUGCGCAAAAAAAAAAGAAGAGAAGGUAUCCCUAAAGAACAUCGCGAAACAGUUUGAAAGGGACGAAAUAGAGAUCCGCAUGGCGCGCGAGAGGGAUACUACUCAUGUCAGAGAACGCAAAAGGAGCUUCUACGGUGAAGCACCUCCCUCUGGACCAUUACCGGGGACCGCUGCAUACGGCACUUACAACAGUUCCGCAGAUCUUGACCGCAAAUUCGGAGAUCUCGACAUAGAGCCCAAGCAGGUUUCCUUCGCUCCAGGGCCAAGAAAGGGUACUCAGGGUGGUGCAGGGACAUACUCUUCCCCUCCCGCAACGUACAGCAGCCCAACAGGUUAUCCUACAACUGGAGGCGCUAGCCCUUACAACCGUGCAGCCUCCCCUUACAGACCUGUAGGUAAUUUCUCAACUUCACCAAAUAUAAGGCCACAAGAAUUCUCCUCCACGUACCCUGGUGGACCGGAUCCCAUGGCGAGGGCGCCCUCUCCUUAUGGUGCCAGAGCGCCCUCUCCUUUUGGGGCCACAGGGCCCACUUUUGGGCCCACAGGGCCUACUCCUUACGGUGCCAGAGCGCCCUCUCCUUUUGGUGCCCCAGCGCCCUCUCCUUACGGUGCCAGAGCGCCUUCUCCUUAUGGCGCCAGAGCACCCUCUCCUUAUGGAGGACCAGCACCCACUCCUUACGGUGCCAGAGCACCCUCUCCUUAUGGAGGACCAGCACCCACUCCUUACGGUGCCAGAGCACCCUCUCCUUAUGGAGGACCAGGACCCUCUCCUUAUGGUGCUCGAGCGCCCUCUCCAAUGCCGCAUGCGCCCCGUGGUGCUUCUCCAAUGCCGCCGGGGCCGCGUGCUCCUUCUCCAUACGCACGCCCUGUGUCCCGGGCACCGUCCCCAUACAAUGGCCAACCGGCGACAUCGACCUAUCCUCCUCACCGCGCUCCUUCACCAUUUGUCCCUCCUGGGCAAAUUCAAUCAGUAUACCCCCGUGGGCAUGUCCUUGAAGGUCAGCCUAUCACGGGCCCUCGGUCGCGAGCACCCUCUCCAAUGCCUGGUGCGCCUGCCGGGCCAGGUUUCUCUUCAUCCCCACGUAUGCCCAACGCAGGAUUCACUUCAUCCCCACGUAUGCCCAACGCAGGAUUCACUUCAUCCCCCCGUAUGCCCAAUAGUGGAUUCCCUUCGUCCCCCCGUAUGCCCGGCGCUGCCACAGGAGGAGAAUCGUUACAACUCGCUGCUCCGGAGGCAUUCUCCCGUCCGCCUAAUGCCGCUCAGCCUUACACUCCGUUUAGCGUGAUGAGGAUCCAAGAAAUGGACAAAUUCUACGAUCAGAUUCCUCGCAUGCCACUUGUGCUCGACACUCAUGACGUUUACCACCAGGAUUGGAUCAGAUUCAUGAAUGAUCUUGCUCUUGCGUGGGCCGGCAAGAUGCCUAUUCAUGAGUUCUCCAAGGGGGGAGUUCCUCCUAAGCGGAGCUCACUUGUUGCAGAUUUAAUCAAUUUAUGGAACGAUUCAUUCUUCCGUGCCCGUCGCGUUGAGGUGGUCCUCUACAAAGGCCGCGAGCGACGCUCAGGUCUGCACGUAGGGACCAUGGACAAAAACCUUCCAAUGCCUGAAAUCGAUGAUUUUGACUCGUUGGAUUCUUCUUCGUCAUCAUCAUCCUCUUCGGAGUCUGAAGAAGAGGAGUACUACGGUCACGGCGCUGAUCUCGCUGACUCCAAGAGAAGGCGCCGGGAGAAGAAGGAGGAAAAGAAGUGGCGCAAGAAGGAAAAGAAGCUCAGGAAAAAGGUCAAGGAACGCGAGAGGCAGUACGCGUUGUACUUGAACUACAUCGCGCCUCGCGACAUGCCUGUUCCAGGAAAUUACUAUGGUUGA